AUGUUAAUGAGAGCUGUACACGAGGUUUGUAGGUUUCUACAGUUUUGUAAAAUUGCUGCAAAAGCGAGUGCGAGCCGCGAAGCAGAAGUGUUUACAGCGACGACCGAACUAGAGCCUUUAAUUGAAACUCUCGGAAAAGUAACGAAUGAUUUAGAAAAUUACAUAGAAAAGGAGAAAAAAAGAUUGAACGUUUUGGAAAACCAGUUACGACUAUACAAAAAAGAAUAUGUCUCAUCUACGCAAGAUGUUCCUAAGUAUUUGGAAAAUCCUAUAAACGCUUUUAAAAUCAUUAAAAGGCUCACUACAGAUUUAAAAUUUACAGAACGGAGCAUUCAUAUUGGCGCAGAAAACAUCAAAAGCGUCGCCCUAUAUAGCGACGAUUUAAUGUAUCCCACACUGGAGGAUCUAAAAGGCUCUGUGGCAGCCCUAACUAGACUUAAAAAUACGUAUGAGCUCAAGAUAAACGAACUAGCUGAGGGUAUACUGGCUGGCGAAGCAUGCAGUAUUCCAAUGACUAGCAGCGACUGCUUUGUACUUGGCAAAACCCUGUUUGAAAAGAGAAGGUUUAAAACUUCAAAACAAUGGUUGAUGGAGGCUCUGCGCAAAUACGAAGCAGAAGGCGAUGUCUAUGACAUUUCUUUUGUCGACAUUCUCCAGUAUAUUAGAAAUACAUACUAUAAAUUAAAUAAAGAUAAAGCAGCAUUGGAGUGGACUAAGAAAAUAUCAGAAUUGAAUACAAACAGCACAGAAACGCUUAAAGUAAUAGGGAAUUUUCACGGAGAUGUCGACAAAAAGGAAAACACUGAAGCAAAUAACCGCACUAAAAUAGAGAAGGAUGAGGAUUUUUUCAUGGCACAAGUAUUAGCCCAUGAGGUGAAAGUUUACGAAGCUUUAUGCCGCGGUGAUAUAGAAAUACCUCAAGAAAUUAGCAAAAGAUUAAAAUGCACAUUUCUGACGGGAACUCAUCCAUUUCUGAAAUUGGCGCCAAUAAAAAUGGAACAGAUGUACAUAGGGCCUGACAUCUACGUGUUCCAUCAGGUUAUAAGCGAUGAGGAAAUCGAGCAUAUUAAGAACAUGGCGAAACCGAAGUUCCAGCGCGCUAUCAUAUUCGACCCCCAAGGGAGGUCGCGGCCCGCGCACUACCGCAUCAGCAAGUCGGCCUGGCUGUCGGACAGGGAGUCGCCCGUGGUGGGGCGGCUCUCGAAGAGGAUCUCCCACUUCACGGGCCUCGACAUGGGCACAGCUGAGCUACUGCAGAUCGGCAACUACGGCAUCGGCGGCCACUACGAGCCACACUUCGACUUCGCUCUGAGCCACGUAAAACCCGUGGGUCCGUUUAACGAAAACGUCGGGAACAGAAUAGCUACGGUCUUGUUCUACAUGUCUGAGGUGGCGCAAGGCGGUGCCACGGCGUUCACGGAGCUGGGCCUAAGCGUGUUCCCGGUGAAGAACUCUGCCCUGUUCUGGAUGAACCUGCACCCUUCGGGGGAAGGGGACAUCUCCACCCGCCACGCCGCUUGCCCCGUUCUGCGAGGGUCCAAAUGGGUGUCGAACAAAUGGAUCCAUCAAGUUGGUCAAGAGUUCCUCAAGCCGUGCAAUCUUGAACACCAAAAAGAGGGGGUUAUGGGAAAGGAUCCUAUACCCGUAAAAGCUAAAGCCAAAAGCGAAGACCAUAAUGAACUAUUGUAUAGUUGGUAUCGUAGCGGUGGUAUACAGAAACUGAUUAAUCGUAGGCAGGAACAACACUUAAAUGAAGUCCAAUCC
This is a messenger RNA of Iphiclides podalirius (scarce swallowtail), 1764 nucleotides long. The record is from the annotation of a GenBank genome assembly. Lineage: Eukaryota; Metazoa; Arthropoda; Insecta; Lepidoptera; Papilionidae.